This is a messenger RNA of Hyaena hyaena (striped hyena), 570 nucleotides long. RefSeq names its product chromosome unknown C11orf98 homolog (gene CUNH11orf98). NCBI's taxonomy places the organism in Eukaryota, Metazoa, Chordata, Mammalia, Carnivora, Hyaenidae. The record is from RefSeq and is a predicted model, not a curated record.
AUGGCCAUGAAAACAGCGAAAGUGAAGAAGGAAACUGUUAUCCAACCAAGAGGAAAGGUGAGAAGAAUUUUCAGGAUAAUGACAGAGGAUGACUCUCAGGCGAGAAACAAGAGAUCCCAAGAGCUAGAAGUUCAUCCCAUUCAAAAAGCACUUUGUCUGAAUGUCAAUACUGGGAAGAAAAGCUUUAAAACAAUCCAAGAUGGCACCGCAGCCCUGGGGGCUCCCUGGGGAAAGAUCAACCACCCACAACAGAACCUAAGAAGAAGUGUUCAAGCUAUGGCUAUGUUGAAACUAGAGAGACGACUGAAGUUCCAGAUGAUGGGGGCUGUGAUAGACUGAGGGCUGAUCACGCAUCACUAGCUCAAUAAGUGGGCAUCUAAUGCAGAUGCAAACACUACUCUGUCUGUGUAGAAGUGCAGAAAACUCCUCCAGCAGAUUCGGCAUGCCCAGAAAGAGAGAGCAGCCAUGGAAGUGGAAACAGCCAGGACUGGUGGACCACAUCCCAAAAGGCAAAAGAAGACAAAAGCACCGCAGGAUAUAGAGAGGGAAGACCUUGAAGCUAACUGCUAA